Chenopodium quinoa (quinoa) is the source of this 2144-nucleotide messenger RNA. RefSeq names its product protein ROOT PRIMORDIUM DEFECTIVE 1-like. Gene Ontology annotation, molecular function: RNA binding. The transcript has a single exon. The record is from RefSeq and is a predicted model, not a curated record. Bases 507 to 1754 code for a protein of 415 amino acids. Lineage: Eukaryota; Viridiplantae; Streptophyta; Magnoliopsida; Caryophyllales; Amaranthaceae.
UUUUCCCUCCAUUUCCUUCAAUCCAAAAACAUUCUUAAGUUGACAACGUUUAACUUUUUUUUUGCUUGAUAUUACAAAGUUACCCACAUGGCCACAUAUAUAGACGAUUGUAUACCCUUAGACCAACCGAUUUUGUUUAUGACCUUUAUAAACUUGUAUUUUCUCCUUUUGAAUAGGGUAGGUUGCUACAAUUCUACCCCUCUCUCACCAGCAACUCUGUUGGUCCACUGCAACCACCAGCAGCUCCGUAUCACCACUAUCUCAAACCCACCUUUCUCAGUGAUCGUGAAUUCACUCCUAAUUUCAUCAGCGAAUUCAUGGCUACCAAGAAAACAGCGCCGCCAUUGCCUUCUUCUACCCUUUUUGUUUUCCACAGUUUUCAAAGAAGAGAAAAACUUGAUCAAAUUUGUUUAUAAUGGGGAUCAACAUUACAAAGUAUUCAUAGAAUUGCUUUGGUUAAUUUACCUAUUUUAGCAAAUCAUCAGGAUAAAUUGGAGUGGUGCUGAAUGCACUUUGCACACCACCUGUUCGACGAAAGGCCUCAAAGAACAUUUCUGAUCAUGAUGCGCUUCAAAGGGUUAUUUAUGAACAAUUUUGCUGCAUUGAGUUCAAACCCAUGUCAGAAUUUGAGUCAUAUGUUGGUACAAACCAGGCAUAAAACCAGUGGAGGUAGCAAACCUAAGAAGAAAGUCUAUUAUAGGGUUCAUGAACUUGACAAAGUCAUGGACCUUCAGAAGAAACCUGCUGUAAUCCUGCAGCUCAAAGACAUCAUUGAAUCCCAGAAAAACAAGUGUAUCUUUCUUAGGGAUCUUGAAAAGGAAGUGGGUUUUGUGCAGAAAUGGAAUUGUAUGGCUGCCAUUGAAAAGUACCCUACAAUCUUUCAUGUUAGUGGUGGUGACCGCGCUCCUGUUGCAGUUCGGCUUACUGACAAAGCGCAACGAGUUGCAGUUGAAGAAGAUGAAGCGCGAAUGCUUAUGGAGCCUAUUCUGGUUAAGAAUCUGAGGAAGUUGUUAAUGUUGACAGUUGAUUGUAAGGUGCCAAUGGAAAAGAUUGAUCUUAUAGAAAAUGAAUUGGGUUUGCCAUUAGAUUACAAGAAAUCAUUGAUUCCUAAGUAUCCUGAGUUCUUUUCAGUGAAAGAGAUUAAUGGAAAGGCUUACUUGCACUUGGAAAAUUGGAAUUCUUCACUAGGAGUAACUGCUCGAGAGGAGAAUUUGGUUCGAGAAGGGGAAUUAAAGGAUGGAGGGAGAGGAAAGAAAGUUAAGAUUUCAAAGGAUGGCAAUUAUCCUGGUCCAUAUGCAUUUCGUAUAUGCUAUCCUGCUGGUUUUCGGCCAAAUACAGGUUUUCUAGAAGAACUCGAGAGAUGGCAGAAAACAGAAUUUCCUUCUCCAUACUUGAAUGCAAGAAGGUUUAAUCAGGCGGACCCUAAGGCUAGGAAAAGAAUUGUGGCAGUGCUCCAUGAGCUUCUAAGCUUGACUAUUGAGAAGAGGAUGACAUCUUUUCAAAUGAGUGCCUUUCAGUCCGAGCUGCUCUUACCUGCUAGGCUAAUACUUUGUUUAAUUAAGCAUCAUGGUAUCUUCUAUAUCACCAAUAAGGGUGUUCGAAGUACUGUUUUCCUUAAGGAAGCAUAUGAUGGCUCAAAUUUGAUCCAAAAAUAUCCUAUAUUGAAAUUCAAAGCUAAAUUUGUAGCACUUAGCGGUAGGAAGGAUUCAAGUUUCGCUGAUGGAAUUAGUCAUAAUUAUCGAGACUUACAUUGAAUAUACGUCUGUCUGUAUCGGUUCCCUUUUACUCGUAUGUGCUUAACUGCUUAUGGUUCAGAAUGAAGUCCGUCUUUCUGCAUUGAUUUACUUUGGAUAUGUUUAUUGUUCUUGAGGGCUAGUGACUAGAAGGAAUAAAUUGCUUACAGUGAAUUUUUCCCUAAAUUGUCUGGUUUGUAAUUUCUUGUUACACUGAAUUAUCAAUCUUGUGGGACAUUUUAGGGUAAUCUAUUGCUAUCUCAGCAACACGAUUCUUGUGUAUAGUGUGUUGGUUGACAUUUAUGGGAAAUGUAAUCUCUGCAAUCAGCUUAUCAGUAGCAAUAUUUACCCUGCUCGAGACUCCUAGUAGAAAAACAAGUUUGACCCAAAAUCAACAUCUUUAAUUCUUGC